This is a messenger RNA of Panicum virgatum (switchgrass), 2890 nucleotides long. RefSeq lists its product as uncharacterized. The coding region runs from base 685 to 1824 and encodes 379 amino acids. The transcript is spliced from 15 exons. The record is from RefSeq and is a predicted model, not a curated record. NCBI's taxonomy places the organism in Eukaryota, Viridiplantae, Streptophyta, Magnoliopsida, Poales, Poaceae.
UCGGCCUUCCACUUCUCGAGCUUCUGCUCGAGCUUCCUCUGCUCCGCGGCCGUGCCCUUGCGUUCCAGGUGCCCGUAGUGGUCGAUGAACGCCGGGUUUCUUUGGUCCUCGUCGACGUCCGGAUCCUCGAUGCACUCGGCGAUCUUGCACAGCGACGCCAACCUCGUCAUCACAAGGUCCCGGACGGCGAACGCGUCGGGCGAGCUGGGGGCGUCGUAGAGCGGCACGGUGCGCGCGGCGUUGGUGGCGUCCAGCAGCGCCACGGCCACGUUGACGAUGCCCUGCGGUUGCGGCGGAGCGAGCGCGGCCGCCGGGGCGCACGUACGUGCUCACCACGAUGCGCGUGAGGCCGAGCACGGCGACGGCGGCGUCGCCGCCGGUAAAUGUUCUCGUGUGUCCCUAUGGGGCUAUGGACUUGUACCCACCCGAUGCUGGAAUCGUUGAGUUUGGAAUCUCCAUGCAGAUCAACCCUGGUGCAUCCCCGAUCCGCCUGCUUCAUCUCGCCGGAACUCUUCCCAGAUCUACCCGGUGCAUCCCGUCCCGGUCGUGCUUCCCUCCUCAUCUAAACCGCGCCACUGUCCCUUGCUCCGAUCCGCUCGCGGAACAGCGGGGGCAAGUUGCGCCAUCUAAACGGCGCCACUCUACCUUGCUCGGCGCGCGGAAUCGCUGGGCACAAGUUGCACGAUGACUGCAAAAACCCUGAAAAAAAGGGGGGCGAUCGAUUGCACUAGAGGCUUGAGUAGGGAGCAGAGAGCUAUUAGCAGAAGUUUCAAAAAGCUUCAGUCGUCGCUGACUUCAAGUUGUAGCGAUGGCCCAAAAAGCUCGAGCGAUGACAUGAAAGGCUCUGGGACAUCGAUAAAACCAAAACUCAGUCAUACUGAGAAAUGCAUUAGGAGACUGGCAAAACAAAUGCUAAAACAUGAUAUGAGUCACAGGCGGCGGGUAGAUGCUGUGAAAAAACGAUGCGCUGCUCGGGCAGCACAGUUUGGCAUGCUUCCUGAAAGAGUUGUUUCAAAAACCUCUUUUGAAGAGAAACCAUUUGGCCAUCUUGUCCAACCUGGGAUGAAAUUUUAUGAUGCCAGUGCGAAUCAUAUGCAAUAUGUGUCCUCCACUGUUGUCUCGCUUGCUUUGUUUGAUGAAGAUGAGAUGUUAUUUGCAUGCUCAGGCAUACCUCUACCAUUUGAUACAGCUACCAAACUCGAUUUAACAAGAAUUGUGACUUCAGCAUGUUUGGUUAGAAAAUUUAAUCUCAAGAGGAAUAGAGAUGAUAAAUUGAGGGUUGAAGUGCGCCUUCCUAAUGGUAAGAGCACCCUUGGAUUCUUGGGACUGUAUGAUGAUGAUAUUGCUAUAGUCACAUCAUUGGACUUCCUAGAAGUGGUUCCUCUAGAUCUGGAUUAUAAAUCAGUACCUGUCUCUUCUGAUGAUCAUGUAAUAGCUGUUGGACGUGCAUUCAGUUCGUACAGUUUGUGGGCUUUGGAUGGGGUUCCAUGUACAGAAUGCAGCAAGACGUGGGUUUCUUCUACUUCAGAUACAACAAAGGCUGUACUUGGAGGGCCACUUAUACAAAAUAAAGUAGAAAGUAAGGGAAGACUUCUUGGGAUGACCCUUGAUCUUAAUCAUGAUGACAAGAGAUACACCUUCCUACCACUGGGAUCACUUAAAGAACGCUUGGAGCAUUUUCAGAUACUCAAUCCUAAAGUAAUUGACUUCCAUAAUUAUUCCUUGCCUAAAGGUGUAUCAAGGAUAAUCCCUUCAGGAUUUAUGUUAGUGAUUAACCAGCUAAAAGCCCUUGGCUAUCCCUUGCCACCUCCACUUGUGCUCUAAUUGGACGGGCGGUUGAUUAAUAAAUUUGAAGGUUGCUUUGGUGAAUCAUAUCCUUGGAAAGGGUAUAGCCCUGGUCCUGGUCGUAUACGCAGUGUUUCUGAAGGGUUUGUCUAGUCGCGACUUACAAAAAAUGUUUUGGACAAAAUAUCUCAUCGUGUUGUCUCUCUUGCUUCAUUCAAUGAAGGUAUUAGGUUUUUUGCAUGCACAGGCUUGCUUAUAAAGUUCUAUGGGCACAAUGUCAUCCUAACUUCUGCCAGCUUGGUUAGAAAUGAUGAUGAAGGUGACAUUGAUAAUAACUUAAAGAUUGAGGUGUUUCUCCCACCAAAUCAGCGUCGCAGUGGGACAGUGGAAGUGUAUAAUUUGAACUAUAAUAUUGCUAUUAUCAGUGUGGCAAAGAGAUUCUUUCACACUUGUCCAGAAGACAUUUUCAAAACAAAUCCAUCAUCUGAGAAGGCUUAUCGACAAUUAAUUUCAAAUGAACAUCUGAAAUCAUCUCAAAAAGUAAUAGCUGUAGGACGUGAUGCUUGUGAAGGACUAUUAAUGGGCACAAUUGGUGAAGUGAAGCCUACAAACGAGGACAGCAAACUUAACUGUGAAGAACUUAGGUUAUCCACUUGUGAAAUCAAUAAGGCUGGGAUUGGAGGCCCUCUUAUUGAUCUUAGUGGGAGGUUUGUUGGCAUGAACUUCUAUGAUGGAAGAAGGGUAACUCCUUUCUUGCCAAAGAGCAAGAUCGUUGAAGUUCUUAAUGCAGUUCCGGAACCACAUGGAGCAUACUGGCCUCGCCACAUUGUUCCUCAUGAUGAUGGUUGGCCGACAAAGAAAAACAGGUGGUCCGUGCCCCCCUCCAUAUUGGUACCAUGGUGAACUUGAUGUGGAUGGGGAUGAAUUACCGGCGCUUAUGGGAAGACAGCUGCAGGUUGGGACUCGGAAGUAUUAACAGGACCUUCUGCCCGUUUAUCUAGUAGUAUCUAAGUAUCUACUGAAGUUCUAUUGUUGACCACAUAGAGGUUGGACAGGCUUGUGUAAUGCAACCAUAACUUGUUUGGUUCCUUGGUCAAGUCCCUAA